CUUCCACCACCCUACUUUCCUGUCCCAAAUUACAGCCGCCUGCGCUCGCUCCUUCUGCUCCGUGUGAAGAUGUUUUCUCUGGCCUUCGCCAGGUCUCUGGGUUUUGCCCUCAUCCCUCUCGCCACUUGCUGCAUCGUAGCAAACAUCCUGCUCUUCUUUCCCGACGGAAAGAUCAGCUACGUUCAGGUUAAUCAUGUGACCACCUACGUCUGGUACUUCAUGGGAAUCGGUGGAGGUGGUUUGGUGAUGCUGAUACCGGCCUGCGUGUUUCUGGGGAUGGGGAAGUGUGUGGAUUCCUGCGGAACAGACAGCUGUGCGAUGUGUGGUUCGGUGUUUGCGGCUCUGCUGGGAUUAGCUGGAUCAACAUACUGCUUCUUGAUCUCCACUAUUUCACUCUUGAAAGGGCCGUAUUGCUACUCUAAUAAGGAGUGGACGUAUCCUUUUGAGCAAGAUGGCGGAAAGUAUCUGUUUGCUCGAGAGAAGUGGUCUGAAUGCAUUCAGCCAGCACACAUUGUGGAGUGGAAUGUGACGCUGCUGUCCAUCCUGUUGGGUCUCAGCGCCUUGGAGUUCCUCCUCUGUUUCCUGCAGCUCGUCGGCGGACUGGUCAACGCAGUGUGCCGGCCAUGCUGCUACAAACAGGAGUACAGUCUAAACACUUGAGGACGGAGCGUUUUCCAGCCUCGGUCAGUCAGAAACAGGACUGCUCAUCUACAGCAGAGCCGCUGGUUCAUCAGAGAGUCGAUCGAUGGAUCUGUCAAUCAAACACUUCACCAUGCCACGAAAGUCGCUUUGGAUAAAAAAAUGUAAACACUAACACAUUUGAGCUGAAUGCAUCGGGACAUUUCCACAUCACUCCAGCCGAGUUUGUAUUUGUAGUGCAUGUUUUCUGUAUAAAACAAAUAUUUGCAUUGUACACUUCCUGCAAUGUGCAUUUUGCUAAAAUAUAACUGUAUUUUUUGUAUGAGUUCUGUUUGUUUUGUAUUGGAAGAUGUUUUGUAAAUUAUUUAUAUAUUGAGAGUGAUAGAAGUGCAGACGAUGAAUGUUGUUUUAUAUACCUAUAAAAGCUGUUUUAAAUAUUUCCAUCAAUGAAUAAAUAGGUCUUAUGUUA
Messenger RNA from Carassius carassius (crucian carp), 1108 nucleotides. Its product is annotated as transmembrane 4 L6 family member 1-like. The record is from RefSeq and is a predicted model, not a curated record. Lineage: Eukaryota; Metazoa; Chordata; Actinopteri; Cypriniformes; Cyprinidae. The transcript has 4 exons. The coding region runs from base 70 to 660 and encodes 196 amino acids. Gene Ontology annotation, cellular component: membrane.